AUGGGUAGAAAUAGCAACUCCAAGAAAGCCACAAAGGCCAAGACAACUGCUCCUAAACAAAAAGGACCUAUUCCAGUGACUUUGCUUUCUGGAUUCCUAGGGUCAGGGAAGACAACCCUUCUGGAGCACAUCCUUACUGCAUCCCAUGGUUACAAAAUUGCUGUCAUCAUCAAUGAUAUGUCUUCGCUGAAUAUUGAUGCAUCGCUCAUUAGAAACCAUAAAGUUCAUAAUACGGAAGAGAAGCUGGUCCAACUUCAGAAUGGUUGCAUCUGCUGCACUCUCAGGGGAGACCUUUUGGAAGGACUCACGUCUCUUGCAAAAUCGCAGGAUGUCGACUACAUUGUGAUUGAGAGUACCGGUAUCUCUGAGCCUAUGCAGGUGGCUGAAACUUUCACUACCGAAUUUACUGAAGCCCUGCUUCAAAAUGACUCCGGCAUCCCUGAAGAAAUGAUGGACAAAAAUACUGAAGAGGUUUUGAAAGAGAUCAUCGAUAUUGGGGGCCUGAACAAGCUCGCAUACCUUGAUACUUGUGUCACAGUGAUUGAUUCCAUUAAUUUUCUAGAAAACUUUGAGACAAUCGAAUUCCUCGCUGACAGAUGGGGUGAUAACGGCCAAGGUGAAACAGAAAGAACCAUUACAGACUUGAUGGUCGAUCAGAUCGAGUUUUGUGAUGUCAUUAUCUUGAACAAAACGAGUGGAAUUUCAAAAAAGAAAAUCGCCGACAUUGAAAAGAUUGUCCAUCAAUUGAACCCGGUGGCUCAGGUAUACAAGACCGAUUACUGCAAAAUUGACCUCAAACACAUUCUUAAUACCGGCCUGUAUGAUUUUGAAAAGGCAACUACAUCUGCAGGGUGGCUACAGAGUAUCAAGGAGAUGAGCAUCCGUGAGGGAAAAUUUGGAGACAACCAAUCCAGCAGACUGGCCCCAAAACCUGAAACCGAGGAGUAUGGUAUCAACAACUUUGUGUACACGGCUCGGAAACCUUUCCAUCCGCAAAGAUUAUUUGACCUUCUCGUCAAUAAGUUCUAUGUUAUUGAGCAGAAACAGUUUGAUGAUACAAAGAACAAGGAGGACGAUGAUGAAGAUGAUGAUGAAGAAGACGAUAGUGAGGAGGACGAGGAGGAAGACGAUGAGAAGACUACUGUCAAGAACAAAAAGAAUUCUGCGUUUGGUCCCCUCCUUCGUUCUAAAGGUGACUUCUGGAUCGCUUCCAGGUACAUUGUGAGAGGUGAAUGGAGUCAUGCGGGUACAAUGCUCACUUUGAAAGGAGGUAUGCCAUGGUUUGCCGUCAGCAGAGCAUUUUGGCCGGAGGACCCAAGAGCCGUCGAGAUGAUUUUGCAAGAUUUCCAGGGAGGCUACGGCGACAGACGUCAAGAAAUUGUGAUGAUUGGUCUUUCCAUUGAUAAAGAGCAAAUUACAAAAGCUCUUGACAGUGCUUUGUUGACUGAUGAGGAAAUGGAAAGAUUUGACGGCAUUGUCAAAAAUGGUAACGGUCUGCUGGACAUUGAAAGAAAGCUCAACAAAGCCUUUGAGGAUCCAUUUGAGCCAUGGUUAAUGUUAGAAUAUGAGGAAGAACAAGAAGUGGACGAGGCUGCAGUCGAAUCCAAAAUCGUGACAAAAAUUGAGGAGGCUCUCGAAGAUGAAGGUGAGGAAUCUAGUGAUGAAGAUGACGCCCAAUCGGAGACUUCAAACUCAGAAGAGGUUGACAACUCUGAGUCCUCUGGCGCAAAGAACGAAAAAGAAAAUACCCUUAUUGAGAACUUAGUGCACGAUAUACAGCAUGCUCUACACCAUCAUGGAUCUGGACACAAUCAUAGCCACAGCCAUAAUCAGACUUCUCAAAACCUCGUUGCUGUAGCAGGAAAACUAUAA
Messenger RNA from Ogataea haglerorum, 1872 nucleotides. RefSeq lists its product as uncharacterized. NCBI's taxonomy places the organism in Eukaryota, Fungi, Ascomycota, Pichiomycetes, Pichiales, Pichiaceae. The transcript has a single exon. The record is from RefSeq and is a predicted model, not a curated record. Bases 1 to 1872 code for a protein of 623 amino acids.